UCUCAUCUUCUUGCCUCUCCCUCCUGCGAAACCCUAGUGCCACUAAACUAGCAGCAAUUAUGGUUGCUCCGGGAGGUCGUGGAGGCGGUGGUGGUUUCAGGGGCGGACGUGAUGGUGGAAGAGGAAGGGGGAGAGGACCACCCGGCGGCCGAGGUAGGGGCGGCCCGCCUAGAGGCGGUCCGAUGAAGCGCGACGGAGGCAGGGGUAGGGGUGGCGCCCCGAGAGGAGGUGGGAGAGGCAGGGGAGGAAUGAAGGGGAACAGCAGGGUUGUGGUGGAGCCUCAUAGGCACGAGGGAGUGUUCAUUGCCAAGGGUAAGGAAGAUGCCCUUGUCACUAAGAAUAUGGUCCCUGGUGAAGCUGUCUACAAUGAGAAAAGAAUUUCUGUUCAGAAUGAAGAUGGAACCAAGGUUGAGUACAGAGUGUGGAAUCCAUUCCGUUCGAAGUUGGCUGCUGCUAUUCUUGGAGGCGUUGAUGAAAUUUGGAUUAAACCAGGUGCACGCGUUCUCUACCUCGGAGCUGCAUCAGGAACAACAGUUUCUCAUGUUUCUGACAUUGUUGGACCUACUGGGGUUGUAUUUGCUGUUGAGUUUUCACACAGAAGUGGUAGAGACUUAGUUAACAUGUCAAAGAAACGGACAAAUAUUAUCCCCAUUAUAGAAGAUGCCAGACAUCCUGCAAAGUACCGAAUGUUGGUUGGCAUGGUGGAUGUUAUAUUUUCCGAUGUUGCUCAACCUGAUCAGGCAAGGAUUUUGGCGCUGAAUGCCUCCUACUUUCUGAAACAGGAAGGGCAUUUUGUCAUUUCGAUAAAGGCAAACUGCAUAGAUAGCACCGUACCUGCGGAAGCGGUUUUCGCGCAGGAGGUCAAGAAGCUGCAGGCAGAACAAUUCAAGCCUAUGGAGCAGGUCACGCUCGAGCCGUUUGAGCGAGACCAUGCUUGUGUUGUCGGGGGUUACAGGAUGCCGAAGAAGCAAAAGCCAACAUCCUAGAUUUUUGUUGUGUGUUCAAGUAACUUAGGUGUGAUCAAGUUUAUGUUUUUCAAGGAUUGUUGAAGACCCUUUUUCUUUAAGUCCUUUUCGUUACCCAUGUUUUGCAUAAUCUACUUUUUCUCUAGGUACUUUGGGAGAGUUGUUUUAUGACUCAAUGACUGCUGUUUCAUCUU
Molecule: messenger RNA, 1159 nt
Organism: Cuscuta campestris
Lineage: Eukaryota; Viridiplantae; Streptophyta; Magnoliopsida; Solanales; Convolvulaceae
Source: the annotation of a GenBank genome assembly